This is a messenger RNA of Microthlaspi erraticum, 2244 nucleotides long. The record is from the annotation of a GenBank genome assembly. Lineage: Eukaryota; Viridiplantae; Streptophyta; Magnoliopsida; Brassicales; Brassicaceae.
AUGCGCAAUCUAAAACUAUUCGAGAGAUUCAAGAGCACCCAAAUCCACGCUUUCAAUUCACAGGACUCUCCCUCCACAAGCAGCAACAAUGGAACCCCUCGAAUGAAGUUUCUACGGAAUCCCAAAUCAACCUCCAAAUCGAUCUCCCGUUCACUUCUCCCUCAUGGCUUCCCCACGACGGAGCUCCUUGAGCCUCCCUUGGACUCUCACCUCAAACCCAUCGACUUGGUGGAGUCGUUAUCAAAUCUCUACCGGAGAAUCGAGUCAAGCUCGGAGUCCGAGACGUCCAUGCUCUACCUCGAGCAGUACACUGUUCUCCGCAGCCUCGGCGACGCCAAGCUCCUGCGCAGAUGCCUGCUCAACGCCAGGAGGCACGCCAUUGAUGUCUCCUGUAAGGUUGUUUUAUCUGCUUGGUUGAGAUUCGAGAGGAGAGAACACGAGCUCGUUGGAGUUGAUUCCAUGGAUUGUAAUGGGUUUGCUAUUGAAUGCCCCAAGACUAGCUUGACUCAUGGUUACGAUUUGAAUCUAGUCAACGAGCAUUGUGAUUGCGAGGAAAACUUUGGUAGCGAUGAGAUUAGAAUCUCUAGUCUAGAAGAGGAUAGUGAUUUUGCCUUCUGCAUAGGUUCAGAGAAGGUUAAGUGUGUCAGGUCGCGAAUCGCAGCGCUUUCGCGUCCGUUUGAGGCCAUGUUGUGUGGUUCUUUCGUCGAAUCAAGAACGUCUGAGAUCGAUUUCUCCAAGAAUGGCGUUUCGAUUGAGGCAAUGUUGGCACUGAACAUAUAUAGUAGGAUCAAGAGAGUUGAUUUGUUUCGAGUUGAAACAGUCUUUGAGCUGCUUGGAUUAGCUAUAAAGUUCUGUUGUGACGAUCUGAAGUCUGCUUGUGAGUCUCGCUUGGCUUCGUCUGUCACUGACAUGGAUAAAGCUUUGACCUUUGUAGAGUACGCGUUGGAGGAAGGCACAAAGCUUCUCUUAUCUGCUUGCUUGCAGGUGUUUCUGAGAGAGCUUCCUCACUCUCUUUACAAUUCCAUUGUGAUGAGAGUCUUCUGCGGCUCUGAAGCAAAAGAAGAAUUAGCUUUUCUUGGCUCCGAGAGUUUGUUUCUCUUGUACUACUUCCUAAGCCAAGUAGGCAUGGAAGAGAAACUCACCACGGAGGCUAUGCUGGUUUUGCUAGAGAGAGCUCGAGAGUUUGCUCGGGAAAGCUGGCAAAAGGCUGUGUGUUUGCAUCAAAUGGGAUGUGUUCUGUUUGAGAGAAGGGAUUACAAAGCAGCUCAGUUUCAUUUCAGGUUAGCUUCAAGCUUAGGCCAUGACUACUCAUUGGCUGGGUUAUCAAGAACUGAAUAUAAACAAGGGAAGAGGUACUCUGCUUACAAGCUCAUGACCUAUCUCAUCUCUAACCACAAGCCACAUGGAUGGAUGUACCAAGAGAGGUCUCUGUACAAUGUCGGGGUUGAGAAGCUAAAAGAUCUAGCAACCGCCACCGAACUUGACCCGACGCUGGCUUUUCCGUACAAGUACAGAGCUGUGGUGAAGUUUGAACAGAAGCAGGUUAAGGAGGCCUUCGAGGAGGUUGAUAGAUUAAUUCAGUUUAAGCUUACUCCAGAUUGCCUUGAACUGAGAGCUUGGCUGUUUUUAGCCAUUGGUGACCGUGAGAGUUGUCUGAGAGAUCUUAGAGCAGUGCUGUGUUUGGAGCCGAGUUACGUUUUGUUUGGUGGGAAGAUGAGAGAUGAUUUGGUGAAAGCUCUGACUGUGCAAUGUAUUGGAGUAGAGAGUGAAGCAGAUUGUUGGGUGAGGCUUUACGAGAGAUGGUCAGCGGUGGAUGAUGUUGGUUCAUUGGCUGUUGUUCAUCAGAUGCUUCAGAAUGAUCCCAGCAAAAACUUUCUGAGGUUUAGACAAUCUUUGCUUCUCUUAAGACUGAAUUGUCAAGGAGCAGCGAUGAGGUGUUUGCGAAUGGCAUGGAAUUUGGCUUCUUCUGAGGCGGAGAGGUUGGUCUACGAAGGGUGGCUUUUAUAUGACAUGGGUCAUGUGGACGAGGCUCUUACUAAAUCCGAGAAGGCAAUCUCCAUUCAACGCUCCUUUGAAGCUUUUUUCCUCAAAGCUUAUGUUAUAGCUGACAAGAAUCUCGAUCCGGACGAGACCUCUUGCGUUGUUCAGGUUCUAGAGGAAGCCCUCAAGUGUCCUUCGGAUGGGCUACGCAAAGGACAGGCUCUAAACAAUCUUGGGAGCAUCUACAUCGAUGCGGGAUGCUAG